AUGCGCUCGUGGCACGAGGCUCUCCCGACGCAUCCCGUGCUGGAGCGGCGCGGCGCGGCGCCUGUGCCGGAGGCGGACACGGUGCGGCGCACGUCGCUGCUCGCUACUCGCGGAACCGAUUUGAUUGUCGUCGUGCAGAACGAACUGCGAAUGACCCCUCUCGCGCAGACCAAGCGCGCGAUGGAUCAGGGCUUGGAGGCCCCGGGCUACAAAGUGCUUGACAGCGACGUACUUGAUUUUGCUAUUCAAAGUGUGCAUGUGAACCCAACCGGCAAGCUCCUCGUUGUUGUCGGCACCCACACCCUCGCGCUCGUCAUCCUCCCGCGGCGGGGGUACAUGAAACAGAUCGGCGCGCGCGUUCCCGUGAAGGCGGUGCGCAUCGGCGCCUUUUACCAUGCGCCACACGGCACAUCUGCAAUAGCGCAGUGCCGCUGGCAUCCUCUCGGCACGGAAGGCGCCAGUCUCGUCGUGCUGACCGAGGACGCGAUCGUGCGUGAGUACGACGUGGCGCAUGACGUCGACGAGCCGAAGCAGACCAUUGCAGUGCUUCCACCCACGCGGUCUGCGCCCUCCAAGUGGAGCGCCGACGACGACGACGAACACUGUGCCGUGUCGUGCGCGUUUGGGCGCGAUAUCGGCGAGAGCCGCGCACUGGCACCUGCCGUGCACGAGGACGAUAGCCUGGACACGGGCGCGACUUACAUGCCCACCUGGCUGCCCUAUACGCUCUUUGUGCUUAUGCGCAGCGGCGACGUGUACGUGGUAUGCCCAUUUCUCCCGCACCACGCGAUGCUCUCGCGUAGCGCUGUGCAGGCACUGGCCAAAACCGAGGCGCAGCACGCUCGCACACGCACACUCAAGUACCUUGCAGAGAUUCUGCGCCAGAUGCCCUCAUCCAGCGUGCGUGCCUCGCCGGCGCCUGACCUGACGCUUGACGACGAGGCGUCGUCGCCGCUUGAGGCCGUCGCCAUCACGGCGCCCAGCAGCGUAGCACACCGCGUGGCCGUGCAAGGCCCGUGCUUCUUACGCCCGUCACCGCGCGAGCUGGAUGACGAGUAUACGUCGCAGGCGUGCGACCUGUGGUUGGGCCAGAUCCGUGCGGACGAGACGCGAGCGCGCCUCGAUGUGCUGGCCAUCGCCGCGCGCGACGGCAGCCUCCAUCUCGGCCUGCUUGCCGCGCCGAUCACCCCGGCAUGGGCACGCAGCACAGCACCGCCCACGAUCGCCGUGCACGAGUGUGUGGACCUCGCGCUGCCCGGCCCGCGAGCGGCGCUCCUGGCAGCGAACCACGUGUCGCUGGUGGAAGACCCCCUAUACCCCGAUACGAUCUACGCGACGCACUUGUAUGGCAUGCACGCCCUGUCGCUGCGAUCUUGGACAGCACCGCUUCUUGAUGCAUUGACGCACAGUGACAAGCAAGCACUGCAGCAGACGGUACAGGACGGUGUGCCCACCGAUGUGACGUGCGUAGUGCGCAUGCCUGCCGACGAGGCGGCAGGGAUCGCGGGCGCCCUUGUCCUCAACGAUGUGUACUUGUCGUACACGCUUGUCGUCCUCACGGCCGAUGGCCAGCUGGCCGCGCGCGAGCUCGUGCUGCAUCCAGGUGCGAGUGCGCCUGCGCACGAGCCGGUGCCUGACGCCGAGCGCACCUACCGUCCCUUGCUAUCGCACCCCUUUACGCCGCCGUCCGCCCUGACGCCUGUCCCCCUUGCCCUGCCACGCUCGUGGGCGCCGCACACGGCCGUGCUGCCUGUGACGCCUGACGCGCUGCGCGCGCUAGGCCAGCUCGCUGAGGCCGUUCGUGCGCGUUUGCAGGAGGUGGCGGCAGCAGGCAGUGCGGUGCAGGCGCGUGUCUCGGAGCAGAUGGCCGAGAUGCAGCGCCAGCUGCGCGAGCUCCAAGUGGCGCAGGAGUGUGCCGCGGCCCUCCAGGCGCGCGAGCUGCCGGAGCGUGUGCGCCGGCUUGAAGAGGCGCAAGCCAAAACAGUACAGCGCCUCGAUACGCUUCUGCAGAAGCUUAUGGACGAGCACACGCCGCAGCUCUCGAUGUACGAGCGCCGCUGGUUCGACGAGCUCGAGCGCAUGUCGGACGAGUUUGGCGCGCCCCACUCACGCGCAGCGGCGCAGCAGCAAAAGCUGGCGCACCAGCUCGACGUGCUACGUCCGCAGCUCCAGGCGCGGGCCGCGCAGCAGGCGGCGGCGAGUGAGCCCGGUGCCUCGGCGCUUGGCACGCGGCAGCUGGCGCGCGUCGAGGCGGUGCUCGCGGAGGAGGCGCGCCUGCUCGCGCAGGCCCGUGCGAAGGUACAGCGCCUGCAGCAGGCCAUGUAUGCGCGGUCGUGA
This is a messenger RNA of Malassezia sympodialis ATCC 42132, 2337 nucleotides long. RefSeq lists its product as uncharacterized. Gene Ontology annotation, molecular function: structural constituent of nuclear pore. Lineage: Eukaryota; Fungi; Basidiomycota; Malasseziomycetes; Malasseziales; Malasseziaceae. The record is from RefSeq and is a predicted model, not a curated record. Gene Ontology annotation, biological process: ribosomal large subunit export from nucleus; protein import into nucleus; ribosomal small subunit export from nucleus. Gene Ontology annotation, cellular component: nuclear pore.